AGCAAGAGCUGGGAGGGGGCCGGCUGGAGCCAAACGUGCGCACCAUACUUGAAUCGUCCUCGUCCCGCCUGAGCCGAGAGGAAACCUUCGCGUCCUCUCUGCUAUCUACACACCUUCACAUAACCACAGUCUUUAGUCACAAUGGUCGGAUUCCUGCGCAAGAAAAAGUCGGACCGGGCCGUGCUCUCGGGAGACACGGUGCUGGAUCGCAAGGGCAAGGUGGAUGGCGCCAGUCUGCUAGACGGCGACGGAGAGCCCACGGAGGGAUCGCUCUACGACAUGAACGGCAAGCGCGUGAGCCACAACCAGCGCAGCUCGGACGAGGAGAACCGUCCCAACCCCAUGAACAACGCCGGCUACCCGCCUGUCAUGGCCACAGGCAUGUACCCCCCGCAGCACUCUGGGUUCGGCCAGCAACAGCAGCAGCCGGGGGCCUACGGAUACGGUAAAAACCAGCCUCAGCAGUACGGACAGCCUCAGCAACAGUACGGGCAGCCUCAACAACAGUACGGACAGCCUCAACAGCAGUAUGGGCAGCCUCAGCAACAGUAUGGCCAACCUAACGGAGGAUAUGGCCAGCAGCAGCAGCACCCGCCCACGACACUUGGUGGUCAGUACCAGUACCCUGUGCGAUACGGUCAGAUGCCCCCUCCGAUGCCUGCAGCAGCGUCAAAGAAAUCUCGGUUCCGCAUCCCUGGAAUGGGCAAGAAAAACUAAAAGACUGGACGACGGAAGUUGCGUACGAACUCGUGGAGAUCCGAAAAGGACAAGCGGGCAGGCGAUGGUACAAGUAUUGUGGUCUUUUUGCGAGUAGAACCUCGUGGUGUAUUCUGUAGCGUACGGUACAGGGCAGGGGAGACCUGGAUCGGCCGAGUAGCCACAGCUUCCCGACUUGUCUAGCUGUAGCCUAACCUACCUCUUUUCCUUUCAUUGCUAAAUAAAUUAAGGACUUCUAUGCC
Phytophthora infestans T30-4 is the source of this 959-nucleotide messenger RNA. RefSeq lists its product as uncharacterized. The record is from RefSeq and is a predicted model, not a curated record. The coding region runs from base 142 to 717 and encodes 191 amino acids. The transcript has a single exon. Lineage: Eukaryota; Oomycota; Peronosporomycetes; Peronosporales; Peronosporaceae.